UCUCCUAUAAAAACCCACAACAUUCAAUCUCUUCAGAAAAAAAAUCCUAUCCACAACCAUUGGAUAGAGAAGCAGCGAACAGCUGCGUCAAAAGAAAGUAUCUCCUCAAAUCUCAGAGCCCGUGGGAUUCCACCGUUGUGAUUAGGCCUAGAACCCCUUCCAAACCCCUGAAAAAUCCGUCAAAUACACCCAACCCUAUCCAUGGCGUCGUCUAUCACAGCCUGUAAGUCCUUAUCCGUCGUAGACGGUCGCCUUGCAGACCAUUCGCACCGUCAUGUAUAUGCCUUAAAGAGUGCUCCUUCGGCCGUCAGUUUUUCAAGCUCUCCCUCAGUUUUCUACGCCUCGAGGGUAUCAAAGACGAGCCUCCAAUGGGCGUCGUCGAAAUCGUCCCUGUUGUGGGCCUCGCCCAUACGUCAAGGGGGCUUAAAGAAAGUUGCUGUAAUGGUGAACGCGUCAGAAGAUGUGGAAGAAAUAGUGGAGGAAGUAGAAGAAGAGACAUCAAGUGGGUUUAACGAAAGCUUUGGAGGAAAUCAAUUUAGUGACCCUCCAGAAGAGGCAAAGCUGUAUGUCGGCAAUCUGCCAUUUGAUGUUAAUGCUCAGAUGCUUGGUGAGCUGUUUGAGGAGGCUGGACAAGUCCUGGAUGUCAAUCUCAUCACAGACAGAGAGACCGGAAAUUCACGAGGAUUUGGUUUUGUGACAAUGUCCACUGCCGAAGAAGUAGAGAUAGGCAUUGAAAAGUUCAAUCAAUAUAGUUUUGAGGGCAGGCUUUUGACAGUGAGGAAGGCUUCACCUAGGGGAACUAGAGUUGAAAGACCUGAACUUGGUUCUUCCAAUAAAGUUUAUGUUGGUAAUUUGCCAUGGCAAACUGAUGACAAUUCACUGCUGCAAUUAUUCAGUGAACAUGGAAAAGUUUUGGAGGCAAGAGUUGUAUAUGAUAGGGAUACUGGACGGUCACGAGGCUUUGGAUUUGUGACAUACGCAUCACAGAAUGAAGUGAAUGAUGCCAUUAGUGCCCUUGAUGGAGCUGACAUGGAUGGUAGGCCCUUGAGAGUGAGUGUAGCUGAGAAUAGGCCUCGGCGGUUUUGAGGCAGAAAAAUAAAUCUAAUCUGCUUAUCAUUUUCUGCUUUUACUUGUAUCUUUGUACGUUGGGUUACAUUCUUUUUUGCUUCUUUCUUUUGUAUUGGAAAUUUCUGUAUUUCUUUCCAGAGGAGGUUGUCUCUUUACACAUUUUCAGGCAGUGUUCAUCAUUACCAUAUAAUUUAGUUCAUUUAUCAGAAGUUGUAAUUAAGGCAGGUUCUAGCCAUCUUUUUCA
Molecule: messenger RNA, 1312 nt
Organism: Cryptomeria japonica (Japanese cedar)
Lineage: Eukaryota; Viridiplantae; Streptophyta; Pinopsida; Cupressales; Cupressaceae
Product: 28 kDa ribonucleoprotein, chloroplastic
Exons: 4
Coding region: 202-1086 (294 amino acids)
Cellular component (GO): cytosol
Molecular function (GO): mRNA binding
Source: RefSeq, a predicted model, not a curated record